GCCCGCUUAUCUCACCGUCCCAAACGCCUCUCUCUUAUCCAAAACUUUGCCUAAAAAUAAUCCCAAACCUUUUGAGGCUACGUCACUCCCCUCUCUCUGCACCAAGUAAAUCAUUUUUAGCAUUCUCUCCUCCCUUCUCUCACUCCCCACCCCUCACUUUCAAAGCCCCCACCACCUCCUCUCUCUCUCUCUCUCUCUCUCUCUCUCUCUCUCUCAUGACAUCGCGAUUCCCCUGACCCGACCCGAACCCGUCACAUGGACAUUCCCAACCCGACUCGCCUCCACCGCCCCAACAAAUCCUCUCCCUCCGAACGCUUCCUCGGCGCGUAUCCCCACGCUCCUCCAAGCACCUACCCUAGCUCCGCCACCGACGUCGGCGACGAGCUCACCGAGGACGAUAUCUUGUGGACCAACGACUUCGCCGCCGAAUCCAAUCACCACCACCACAACAGCAACAACAACAACAACAACAGCAACAACAACCACUCCACCCCUCCCUCCUCCGCAUCCUCAACCCCUCGCCGCCACCACAAGGGCUUCUCCCAGCCGGAAAGCUUCGGAAUCCUCGCCGCUCUUCCCGAACGAGAAUCCUCCUCUCCGAAUCCGCGGAGCAACUCGCACUUCUACCACAAGGCCUCGGCGUCGUCGUCCUCCUCGUCCUCGCCGUCUUACGCGCAGAUGAUUCCGACGAUUCCGAAGCCGCCGCCGCUGCAGGAUCAUCACCGGUCGUUCUCCUUGUCGCUCAAGUACCAGUCGGCGCCGGUGAACAUACCGGUUUUGGCCAGUGCGAUGAGGAAGCAACACGAAUUGGAAGCCGUCGUCGACGAGGAAGACGACGACGACGACGGCGAGAUGCUGCCGCCGCACGAGAUUGUGGCCAGAAGCUCCGCUCACUCGCCGAUGCUGGCGUGCUCGGUUCUGGAAGGCGUGGGGAGGACCUUGAAGGGAAGAGAUCUCCGACGGGUUCGCAAUGCGGUGUGGCGACGAACAGGUUUUCUUGAUUGAUUCAGAACGACUCUUUUCAACUUUUCCUCUUUUUUUUUAUUGGGAAAAGAAUUUAGAGUUUGUUUCAUUAAAGAGUAGAGUCAAUAUUUUAAGUGUGUGAUUAUCCCCAGUGCCAUUAGGGAAAUUUAGUAUAUAUUGGGGAAAGGAUAGUGAUCUUGAGUUAGGAUUUUUCGGUUUUCGCUUAGUUCUUGUUUUCCCUCCAUUAGUUAGCUAUUGUGUAUUUCUGUUUGUUAGUCCGUUAAUCAAACAUUAAUGAAUGCAAUAAGAGUAAUUGUGGUUUGCCAA
Messenger RNA from Rosa rugosa (rugosa rose), 1290 nucleotides. RefSeq names its product protein S40-7-like. Bases 256 to 1005 code for a protein of 249 amino acids. The transcript has a single exon. NCBI's taxonomy places the organism in Eukaryota, Viridiplantae, Streptophyta, Magnoliopsida, Rosales, Rosaceae. The record is from RefSeq and is a predicted model, not a curated record.